CAACGAACUGAUUCACGAGCUUUCUCAGAGAAACCGAAUGCUGUUUUAUGAUGAUAAAAUUGCAUGCCAUAUAAUGACGGUUGAGUCAAUUGACAACUUAGGAAUCUUCUCAUCACUCCUUCGAAUGAGUGCAUCGCACGUUUUAAUUCCACCUGAGAAAACUAUGCACAUUGAUAGAAAUUGGGAUUUAAAUUUCCUCAUACUAUUUCUGGGCAGACAAUUGUUUUUCUCUGCUAGUUCAUACGUCUCCAGUCAGUCUUGGAAGCCAAGAAUAGUUGUACAGGCAUUGCUAAUGGAGUGUUAUCAAGAUGAGGCCAGAAAGGCCAAGGAACUUGCAGAGAAAAAGUUUGAUGCCCAGGAUUUGGAAGGUGCCAGGAAGAUGGUAUUGAAAGCUCAGAAUAUAUAUCCUCUUCUUGAAGGCCUCACUCAAUUCAUAGCAGUUCUGAAUGUCCACCUGGCUGCUGCUCCUGGCCAGAAAACCAAGGGAUUGGUUGAUUAUUACAAGGUUUUGGAUGUGGGUACUGAUGCCCAAGUCUCUGUAAUCAGGAAACAGUAUAGGAAAUUGGCUUUGUUGCUGCACCCUGAUAAGAACAAUGGCGUAGGAGCUGAGAGAGCAUUUAAGCUGGUUGCAGAAGCUUGGGGAAUUCUUUCUGAUGAAACUAAAAAGGCUCAGUAUGAUAAAAUGAGAAGUGGAUUGCGAAGGCCUUUCAGGGGUAAUGCCCAUGGCAAUUGGCCAUCUAGUAAGGAGGUUCAGAAAGAAAGCCAGAGAUGCUCAGGCCAGAGUGUUUAUUUUGCUUCCUCGACAGAGACCAUUGCAAGGUUUGUUCAACAAAUCUUUGACAAAAUGGAUAGGAGGGAUUUUGAACAGAGCAGUAAUCAGGGCUUUAGUGAGGCAUUUGGUGCUGGUACCAAAAGAAAAAACAAUGGUAAUGACGAUGACAAUGAGGACGAUGAUUGUAUUAUUUUGGAAGAUGGGUUUGGUAAGGAGAGUGUUAGGGGAGAGCCCUGUGAGGGCAAUUCAUGUUCAAGCUUGAGUACAAAAGGGAACGAGAUUGUCACAGUUGGUCUGCCCCUGUUUACUGAUCAAAUUAAGCCCCAAAAAAAUUGUGGGGAGGAGAGCGGGGGGAAAACCCACAAAACUAAUAGCUUGGCAGGAAAAGUAAAUAGAUAUAAAAAGGAGAAGAUGAUGACUGUGCCAGAUGCAGAUUUUUAUGAUUUUGAUGGAGACAGAGCAGAAGAGUCAUUUGAGGCAAACCAGAUUUGGGCUGCAUAUGAUGACGAGGAUGGAAUGCCUAGGUUUUAUGCUCGGAUACGGAGUAUUAGUUCCUUUCAUCCAUUUAAGGUGCAGAUAACUUGGCUUGACUCAUUACUCAAUAACGAGCCUGCUCUUAUUAAAUGGCACAAGUCAGGGUUUUAUAAGGGGUGUGGAGAUUUCAAGUUUGUAAAUGGUUUUACUGUCAACAGCGUCAAUGUUUUCUCUCACAUUAUGAGGUGGGAGAGAUCCAAGGGAGGAGUUAAAAUUAUGCCAAGAAGGGGAGAUGUUUGGGCUCUGUACAGGGACUGGUCUCCGGAUUGGGAUAAAUCCACUCCUGAAGAAAUCAGGCAUAAUUAUCUCCUGGUAGAGAUUCUCAGUGAUUCUGCAAAUGGAGUUGGGAUCGAAGUUGUUCCUCUUGUGAAGGUGGAGAAAUAUAGGACGCUUUUCCAAAGGGUGGAUAUUGAAGCUGUUACAGAGAAAAAUAUGCUGAGAUUCUCACAUAAGGUGCCAGCUCACAGACUUAAAGGGAAUGAUGCUCUGCAUAUACCAAGAGAUUGUUGGGAGCUUGACCCAGCAGCACUUCCAGCAGACAUGGUUCAGGAGGGUGUACCACAAACUGGUAAUAACUAAUUACCACAUUAGUACACUUCAAAUGGGGAAUGUUGUGCAUGGUCCUUGAGCAAUUUGGUUUUACAUGUUUUUUUGUCUCAAUGUAAUUAGAAUGAGAAUCACUAUCCACAAGAUGGCUUAUGGUGGAAGCUUAUGUACUGGAUAUUCUAUGAAAUCGGUCUAUACUAGAAAACUAGGUUGCUUUUUGAAUUACGGCUUUUUGACACUAGAAGCCAACAUGAAACAUCUCUGUGUUUUGUUAUAUUGAACAGGUCUGAAAUACGUGAUUGGUAUGUACAUUUGCAAAAUAUAUUCGUAUAUUGCAAAAUAAGCACAGACAAACUUUGAGGCAUUACAAUAUGAUGAAGAUUGGUAUAUUCAGUAUAUAGUUCAUCAAUCAAGAA
This is a messenger RNA of Cryptomeria japonica (Japanese cedar), 2268 nucleotides long. RefSeq lists its product as uncharacterized. NCBI's taxonomy places the organism in Eukaryota, Viridiplantae, Streptophyta, Pinopsida, Cupressales, Cupressaceae. The transcript has a single exon. The record is from RefSeq and is a predicted model, not a curated record. Bases 38 to 1885 code for a protein of 615 amino acids.